Molecule: messenger RNA, 2350 nt
Organism: Gadus macrocephalus (Pacific cod)
Lineage: Eukaryota; Metazoa; Chordata; Actinopteri; Gadiformes; Gadidae
Gene: ttc8
Product: tetratricopeptide repeat domain 8
Exons: 15
Coding region: 103-1650 (515 amino acids)
Biological process (GO): non-motile cilium assembly
Cellular component (GO): ciliary basal body; non-motile cilium; BBSome
Molecular function (GO): protein binding
Source: RefSeq, a predicted model, not a curated record
UGCCGAGCAACAGGAAAAAGCUUUAGCAGUUCAUCCAUGGUUAGCCUGAAAGCUCUCUGUUGAAACUCCAAGGGAUUUUCUCUUUUUCCUUUUACUUAAACCAUGGAAGUGACAAUGGAUCCGUUAUUUCUGGCGUGGAGCUACUUCCGGAGAAGAAAAUUUCAACAAUGCUCUGAUAUUUGUUCGAAAAUAUUAGAGGACAGUCCCUAUGAUCAGGACGCUGGCUCCUCAAUGCUUAUUUCUGAGGCUGCGUGGAGUCUGAAGACGCGAGCCCUGACAGAGAUGGUGUACAUAGACGAGAUCGAGGUGGACCAGGAAGGAAUCGCUGAGAUGAUGCUGGAUGAGAGCUCCAUCGCCCAGGUUGCUCGACCUGGGACAUCUCUGAGACUCCCAGGAACCAGUCAUGGUGCUGGACCCACUCCCGCUGUCAGGCCCAUGACGCAGUCGGGACGCCCCAUUACAGGGUUCGUAAGACCCAGUACCCAGUCAGGGAGACCCGGUACCAUGGAACAGGCCAUCAGGACCCCACGCACGGCCAGCACGGCCCGGCCCAUCACCAGCGCCUCCGGGAGAUUUGUUCGCCUGGGAACGGCGUCCAUGUUAACUAAUCCAGAGGGACCAUUUAUACAUUUAUCAAGACUCAAUUUCUCCAAGUAUUCCCAAAAGCCCAAUUUAUCCAAGACUCUCUUUGAGUACAUCUUUCAUCAUGAAAAUGAUGUGAAAAAUGCUUUAGAUUUGGCUGCUCAGGCUACUGAGCAUGCUCAGUUCAAAGACUGGUGGUGGAAGGUUCAGCUGGGGAAAUGCUACUACAGACUUGGUUUGCAUCGCGAGUCAGAGAAACAGUUCAGAUCUGCACUCAAUCACCAUGAGGCGGUCGAUACUUACCUCUAUCUUGCCAAGGUGUAUCAGCGUAUCGACCAGCCAAUCACAGCGCUGAACCUGUUCAAGCAAGGCCUGGACCGCUUCCCAGGAGAGGUCACCCUACUCACGGGAAUCGCACGCAUUCACGAGGAGAUGAACAACAUUCCCUCAGCCACAGAGUACUACAAAGACGUCCUGAAACAGGACAAUACUCACGUGGAAGCCAUCGCCUGCAUCGGCAGCAACCACUUCUACACGGACCAGCCCGAGGUCGCACUGCGCUUCUACAGACGGCUGCUCCAGAUGGGGGUGUACAACUGCCAGCUGUACAACAACCUGGGCCUGUGCUGCUUCUACGCCCAGCAAUACGACAUGACGCUGUCGUCGUUCGAGAGGGCCCUGGCACUGGCGGCCAACGACGAGGAGCAGGCGGACGUCUGGUAUAACAUCGGCCACGUGGCCGUGGGCAUAGCAGACUUGACACUAGCCUAUCAGUGCUUCAAACUGUCUUUGGCCUUCAACAACGACCACGCCGAGGCCUACAACAACCUGGCCGUGCUUGAGCUGCGCAAGGGUCGCGUCGAACAGUCCAAAGCCUUCCUCCAGACCGCUGCAUCCCUGGCCCCUCACAUGUACGAGCCUCACUUCAACCUCGCCACUCUCUCUGAAAAGAUUGGAGACCUGCAGAGCAGUUACACGGCAGCCCAGAAGUCUGAGGACGACUUCCCGGAGCACGUGGACACGCAGCAGCUCCUCAGAGACCUGCGGCAGCACUUCGCUGUGCUCUGAGACCCCCAGGGUUCAUGUAGCCUAUGGUCCCAGCCCGUAUUGUGCUCUGAGACCCCCAGGGUUCAUGUAGUCUAUGGUCCCAGCCCGUAUUGUGCUCUGAGACCCCCAGGGUUCAUGUAGUCUAUGGUCCCAGCCUGUAUUGUGCUCUGAGACCCCCAGGGUUCAUGUAGUCUAUGGUCCCAGCCCGGGUUGGUAGUGGAACGCCAUCUGUCUGGACAAUAGUUGUCAUGCUAACAUGUAAAUAGUAAAGGAAAAUAUGAAACAGAUAUUUAUUGUAAUAAAUUGAAUACAUGAUUUGAUAUGAGAUUGUAUUUCCAUAGUUUCAGAGAUAUAUUGUCAUUUUUAUGUACUCCAUUCAGAUAAAUGUGAAAACAUGUGUGUGUGAUUAUAAUUUAUUCUGUAUAGACAGAGGGCAAAAUUGUGAGUGUAAUACAUUUUAGAUAUGUUACUUUAUUCUCUUCAGCCCUGCAGUUUUCUUUAGUCCUCCUAAAGUGACCAAACUGUUCACAAGAAGCAGCAGGGAGUCCUUAUAGGCCCUUUCUUUGGGUUUUAUGGACUUCCAGCCUGUGCAAACAGAAUUGUUUCAUUUGAUACAAAGUACAGAAUUGCAGACCAUCUAUAGUGCCGUAACCUGGUUUUGGAUUAAAAUGAUAACUGACCCUGCAGAGGCUAUGCUUGCAAUAAACUACACACAAGUAUA